Molecule: messenger RNA, 3751 nt
Organism: Phlebotomus papatasi
Lineage: Eukaryota; Metazoa; Arthropoda; Insecta; Diptera; Psychodidae
Gene: fid
Exons: 7
Coding region: 377-2905 (842 amino acids)
Biological process (GO): tRNA wobble uridine modification
Cellular component (GO): cytoplasm; nucleus
Molecular function (GO): S-adenosylmethionine-dependent methyltransferase activity; tRNA binding
Source: RefSeq, a predicted model, not a curated record
UGUGGAUCACGCGCGCAAUGGACAGAACUUAUUUCGCAGUGAAGUCAAAAAGUUUAUUAAAAAACGCACAAAAAUCCAAAAAACUAUUCUUUUUGGCUGCCUAAAGAGUGAUCCUUGUGAAAAACUAUGGAAAUUCAGUGAAAAUUGUGUGAGAAAAUGGAAAAAAAUCAAUGAUAGUUCUUCGUAUUUCCUGGAAAGAACCAACAAGCAAAUUGUCACGCGAGGGAGUUAGAUAGUCACAGUGGAAAACGCUGGUUAGACGGUUGGUGUGUGGAAGAGUAGGACAAGUAUACGCAUUUACUAAGGGUGGUUUUUUCGUGGGUAGUAGCAGUAUAUUCUCAAAUACGAAAUUUUUUUAAUAAAAAAAAUAUAUAAAAUGGAUGUGGCACCGGUGAAAUUUGGUAUUGAUGACGAAGGUCGGAGAAAGCCUAGGAUAAGCUCGAUGGGGCGAUCAGCUGCCCUCGAGCAGGCAUACGUACACGAUGUCUAUGAAAUUUGCAACGAAGUUGUAAGUCCUCUACGACCGCGUGUUACCCAAUUCCUAACAUCUUUGGAGCCUGGAUCGCUUGUAUGUGAUGUAGGUUGUGGGAAUGGUCGCUAUCUCACUCCUACAAAUUCCUUUAUCUACUCCAUUGGGAUCGAUCGGUGUCAUAGAUUGUCUCAAGCAGCUAGGAGUCGAGGCAAUGAGGUGGCUCUGUGUGACAAUCUUGAACUUCCCUUUCGCAGUGAAUCCUUCGACGCUGUACUGUCUCUGGCCGUUGUGCAUCACUUUGCCACAAAAGACAGACGCGUAGAGGCUAUUAGAGAAAUCGCUAGAGUUCUACGAAUUGGAGGUCGUGCUAUCAUCACAGUUUGGGCUCUUGAACAACGUAAUCGACGAUUUGAGUCCCAAGACAUUCUCAUCCCUUGGCAAUUAUCCAGUGCAGCUUCUGCAUCAGAUGAUGAUGACGAUGAUGACUUUUUACCCCCUUAUAGCGCGUACUCUGAGGACUCUGCUACUAACUCUAGUCGCUCAGCUGGUGAUGGUGAUAGUUCCAGUCUUUCUUCGUCUUCCCCAGUUGAAUCAUGCUGCAUUUUUAUGCGACGUGCCAUCCAGAAACUUGCUAGUGGUAAGAAACACUCGUGGUUCUUAGAUAGUAUUAACGCCAAGGACAAUAAGCUCACCACGGGUUGGGACGUGGAGGAUGCCAAAAAUCUGCCAAUUGAACUGCGACGCUUAGAGGAUUUUGACGACCUAGCCGAACCACCUAUAUUCCGUCUUGAUCCAUUGGCUGAGGUCUUGCCAUCCCCUUCGCCGGUUGAACAACCAUCAACCGCUGGAUUGUGUCCUCCAACUCGAAUUCUCAAAAAACAGGCGAGCUUGAACGAGGACCUAAUGCCUGAGAGUCGACAGCGAGAUCGUGAUGGUGUCCGACGACGAAUUCAGAAACAGGCCUCUCUCAAUGAAUCAUUUCUGUGCCGAUCGCUGUCGAAGAGACUCCAACUCUUAGGACAUGGACUGGGUGGUGCUUUAAGAAGCUCUACUGAAGGCCUAGAACGUGCUACCAAGACUAGCCUUGGUAAAAUCAUCAAGACAAUGUCUAGCAAUGGACGUCAUGAAUUAACACGCUCAACCGGUGCUAAUUUAAUUCAUACAUCUUCCGAAGAUGCAGAUGCACCCCCAGCAGCUGUUGCCCAGUUACUCAAUGACACAUCGGAGCAACCACCCGCUAAGCACACUCAUGAAAGUGGAUCAGAUUCAUCCAAGGAGAGUAGCCUACAGAGUGAUACAAGCGUCGAAUCUGAAGAUAGUUUCGCCUCUGUGAUCUUUGUGCCCAAUGCUGAGUUAAAAGUAGACCCAUCUCCACCACCAAUACAGUCACCGGCACCAAAAUUCGAUGCCUUUAUUUUACCAGAAGCUACGCAGUCACCAGUCACAAGUGCACCACCACAACGCCCGCCACUGAGUCCUGCUGCUACAACUAAGAAGCCCCCAAUGCCUUUUAUUUACGAGGAAACUCGUCAAUGUGCUCAAGAAGACGACGAAAAACGUAGACUGAUUGAUCGAGUAUUGGUAAAAGGAAAACUGGAUACCAAGGCGAGAAUGAAAGCCUACUUCAGCUCUCGAACUACCAGCCUGGAUAUUUAUAAUCCGGAGACAGAUGAUCUCGAGAGUGACUCAACAGAACCAUCAUCUCCGGAUUCAGUAGAUAGUGUUGUAAGUGCUCUAAAACUAGAUGAAGCUGUCUGUAGUCUUAGUCUGAACAGAGAGACAAGAGAGACUGUUGUUCGAGAAACAGCGCCUGAAUCAAAAGUAGAGGUCGUCGAAAAACCCGAAGUAAUACAGGAUACGCCGGAAAAAUCAAAAGAAGAGGAUGAUUUGGCUUCUAGGCAAUUUCUAGUAGAUUAUGCUGAUCGAUUGACAGAAAAAUUACUGAAGGAUGUCAAUGGAAAGUUAGCAGCUCAAAAUUUUUCAAUAGAAACAGAUUCAGCUGCCGAAUGCACAACUUCAUGUGCACCAUCAAGCCGAAUUUCACCACGAGAAUUUACUCUGACGCUUAAUACAGGUGUCAAUAGCGUGAGUGGACCACAAAGUUCAGAAUCUGUGAUGAAUCGCGAACGAAUUGGAGUAAAAAGCACUCGUCCAGCAAAAGUUACUGGUGGUGCAAAGUCAAAGACUGGUCAGAGAAGUGGCUUCUCUCUGGAAUUCCGAACAGAAACAGCGGAAGAAAAAAGGGGCACAGACCUAGAUGCAGCAUCCGUAGGUGGAUCUGCAACUCAUCAUCGCUACUACCACGUUUUUCGAGAGGGUGAACUAGAAGCAUUAAUCAAUCAUCAUGUAACCAGUCUCCACAUAGUCUCAUCUUACUAUGAGCGAGCUUCGUGGUGUGUUGUAGCCGAAAAAGUUCAAGUGUGGACAAUUUAGGGUGAAUUACUGAGGAUACUUUACGACAUCGAGGACAUGAAUCUAUAGAAAGAAAAGAACAUUAUCCCUCGAUUAUGGGACUUAGAAAUCUUAACCAUUACCCACAUGUAUUUAAAUAUUUAAUCCAAUAAAACAUUUAUGAAAUUAAAUAUUUAAUUACCUAUGGAAAAUGCAUUUACUGUAAAAAAUUAUUAAGAUAUGUAAGACCUACAGGAAGAAUCGUAUGUAAAUGAUUUCAAUUGAUCUGGAAUAAUAAUUAUGAAACGAAAAAUAAAUUAGACACUCAAUAAAAUAGUUGGAAAUGGGCGAAAAAAAAACGGAGGAUAACUCACAGCAGGUAACAUAUCCUUUUCUGAAAACACGAAAUAAUUUAUAAGCGUCGAAGUAUAUUUAUAGGAAUACUAAAUGAACUUUUCACUGUCGUAGCAACAAAAUAAACAAAGAAAACAAAAAGUUUCACAGCAGCAAAAAAUAUUGAUUACAACCAGAAAAAAUAAUAAUCUCUUUUCUUUUCUAUAAAUGUUAAAAUAUUUAAAAAUAAUGAGGCAUAUCAAUGGAUAACAUUAUAACAAAUCAUUGCUAUGACCAAUACGAAACGAGAGGAAGUGCCAGUAAAAGAUACAACUCUUAAGCGCAGCUGAUAUAAACGAAUUAACUAAGUAAUUAAAAUAUUAUAUAUAAAAAAAUGCAAAAUUAAUGGAAAGACAUGAAUUCAUAAUUCUUCAAUUUAGAACAAAAAAAAUUAUAUUUCAUUCUGAAGAAAAUAAUCCAAGAGCGCCAUAGUGAAUAAUUUUCUGUGAAAUGUUUGUGCAGUAUUUAAAAUAGUAAUAAUAAAAUCUAUUAUAA